AUGUGACAGGAGGAGGAGGAGGAGAAGCAGGAGGAGGAGGAGGAGGAGUGAAGCAAAGCAAAGCCAUGAACAGGGUAGGCAGAAGGCGCAGAGAGGGAUUGCUCGGUAACUUUGCUUAUUUACAUGUGAUGUGGUGAUAAACAGAGUUACCAGGAUUAGUUUCUGUCACUCUUUCCACCUCAGCUGUGGACCGACCCGGUUGCCACAUGAAGGCCUCACUCUUCUUUAAGUUUUUCCCACUGAGUUAGCUUUCUGACAUUAGCCGCUGUUGUUAGCCUGUGCCUCUGUCGGUGACUUCAACAACUUGUCAACAGCCGAUCGAUCCCGGACGGGACUGCUUGUCGCCACUUGGGUGUUUUCGGCGGGCUGUCGUGGCGGAAACGUCCCUUUAUCCAGCGGCACCGCAGGGGGCAGAAAAUCGAGCUAUGAUGGCAACGUGACAGGAGAUGGUCCGCUGAGUCCGCUUCGACAGGAGCCAUGGAACGGUUUCAAACCGCCGCAGAGCAGCAGGACGAGGUCAACGGGCACGGCGCGCCUGGCCCUCCUCCCGAGGAGGCGGACGUCAAGUGGACGCCGCCGAAAGCAGAGUCCGGCGGCUCGGACAGCUGCGAGUGGACGACGCCGGGUCAAGGAAGCGGAGAUGAGGAGGAGGCGGAGGAAGCACUUCCCGCUAAAGGCCUGAGAGGGGAUCAGAAGAAAAGGCAGAGAGAGGGUCAAGAUGAGGAAAAGGAUCCCAGCAAGAAAAGCAACAGUGCAUCAUCCAGCUACACAGACCUUUCCCAAACGUCGUCGCCGUCGCUGUCAGAGCAGCUGCGUCUUGGCAGAGAGGAGAACUCAGGUGCUGUUAUCAGUGUGGAGUGUAAAGUCUGUGGGGAUAAGGCCUCAGGUUUCCACUACGGAGUGCACGCCUGUGAAGGUUGCAAGGGCUUUUUCCGGCGGACCGUGAGGAUGAAACUUGAGUACGAGCGCUGCGAGCGUUCGUGCAAAAUACUGAAGAAGAAUCGCAAUAAGUGCCAAUAUUGUCGCUUCCAAAAGUGCCUGUCUUUAGGAAUGUCUCAUGAUGCGAUCCGAUACGGACGAAUGCCCGAGGCGGAGAGGAAGAAGCUGGUGGCGGGUCUGCUCGCAGAGGAGCUGAACCUCAGCAAACCAGGCGGCUCGGAUCUGAAGACGUUGGCCAAACAAGUGAACACAGCCUACCUGAAGAACCUCAGCAUGACCAAAAAGAGGGCCCGAAGCAUCCUGACAGGCAAAACCAGCAGCACCUCACCAUUUGUGAUCUACGACGUGGACUCACUCUGGCAAGCAGAAAGUGGGCUAGUAUGGACCCAGUUAGUUCCAGGUGCACCCCUGACCAAGGAGAUCGGAGUCCACGUGUUCUACCGCUGUCAGUGCACCACAGUGGAGACUGUGCGAGAGCUCACCGAGUUUGCCAAGUGCAUUCCAGGGUUUGUGGACCUCUUCCUUAAUGACCAGGUUACGUUGCUGAAGUAUGGAGUCCACGAGGCUAUUUUCGCCAUGCUGCCAUCUCUCAUGAACAAAGAUGGACUCUUGGUAGCCAGUGGUAAAGGCUUUGUAACCAGGGAGUUCCUCCGCAGCUUGAGGAAGCCGUUCAGUGAGAUCAUGGAGCCCAAGUUUGAGUUUGCUGUGAAGUUCAACGCUCUGGAGUUGGAUGACAGUGACCUGGCCUUGUUUGUUGCUGCCAUUAUUCUCUGUGGAGAUCGUCCCGGACUUAUGAACGUGAAGCAGGUGGAGCAAAGUCAGGACAACAUUCUCCAGGCCCUGGACCUCCACCUCCAAGCAAACCACUCUGACUCUGUCUACCUCUUCCCCAAGCUGCUUCAGAAGAUGGCUGAUCUUCGUCAGUUGGUUACUGAGAACGCUCAACUUGUCCAAAAGAUCAAAAAGACUGAGUCKGAGACCUCCCUCCACCCUUUACUACAGGAGAUCUACAAAGACAUGUAUUAGAAACCUCCAGCAAAGACAGAUUUUUUUUUCUAGCAAUACUGUUACAGACAGAAUCUACAGUUAUAACAACAUGCUGCGUUCAACUCAAGCACUGUUUUCUGCGAAUGGAAAUAAAUUUUGGCACAAAGACGAGACGUAUUCACUUCUUAGGGCUAUCACAAUCAGCAAAGUCUUCACAGUAUCAGCAUUACCCUCAGCACAGCGAUGUGCAUACUCGUGUGUGUCUGUGUGUGUGUGUGAGAGAUGAGCAUCUGGAACUAUUUGCUGCAAGCCUUCGUUUCCCACAACGGUCACCUAACAGGAAGAGUGAUAUGUUUUCAUACAGAGGCUGCUCCUGUUUCAUCCCCAUAGCAAAGCUGACCCCAGAGCAGCGUUCAGCGAGAGAGAGUUCCUCCUCACACACUGCAGCUCUGUGCUCGGCUGCAGAGGGAACGUGCUUCAUACUCUUGCGCCAGUUUUUUUUCCUAUUUUUUUUUUUUUUUUUUGUAAGUGUGAUUGUAACCCUUCUCUGGCUUUUUUUUUUUUUUUAGGCUGAAGAUGCACAAAUUGGUAUUUGUUUACAAUAUUUUAAUUAUCACCAUCAUAAUCAGUGACCCACCACCUCCCUGCCAUUUGGUUUGAAGAACACAAACUGGGCUGGCUCUCCCAGCAUAAGUGUCUGUGCAAUACCAUUUCUGAUUGUCAAUAAAUGUGAGAUCCAAGUUAUUUAGGUUUUGUCUUAAAGCCAACUAUGAGACUGUACUAUACAGGAUUUAUCAAGCUGACACUAUAAACACAAGUCACUGAAGUACAAGGGACAGCAUGCUUUUUUUUUCUUUACUUUUUGACAAAAUACAAAAGGUUUGCCAUUCUUUGGUUAUUUGUAAGUACAUUUCUKUGUAAUUAUGUUAUCAAUUAUUGUUGAUUAUGUUGUAAGGGCGAAUCACGACUUGUCUCAUUUCRUGGGUUAAGUUGAUGUGUUUGUUAUUACAUGCCUGUCUGUUUAGUUUAGGUGCUACCAAAUAUGUCAUGAAGCAAACCCAACAAACCUUUCAGUCGUGUGAUUGAUUUUAAUUUCAUGUUGCUGCAGAAUUUGCAGUGAAGCAGAAUAGAGAUCUAUUAUAUUGAUACUGGGAAAUGUUAUGAUUGAAAAUCAAUAUCCAGCAGCUAGUAUGAAGUUUUUUUGUAUUUGAGAUAUACACGAUCCAAGAAUACUAUUCCAUUUGUGUGUGUGUUGAUUUGUGUUAAAGCCGUACUGUCCAUCAAAUCCAUACGAAUCGUCUGUUGACAUUGAGUUUAAAAGRACUUGGUUCAUGUAGUCCGCCUGGA
Messenger RNA from Austrofundulus limnaeus, 3273 nucleotides. It is a transcript of the gene ppardb, whose product is annotated as peroxisome proliferator-activated receptor delta b. Gene Ontology annotation, biological process: negative regulation of inflammatory response; negative regulation of cholesterol storage; cell differentiation. The transcript is spliced from 8 exons. Gene Ontology annotation, molecular function: RNA polymerase II cis-regulatory region sequence-specific DNA binding; zinc ion binding; DNA-binding transcription repressor activity, RNA polymerase II-specific. NCBI's taxonomy places the organism in Eukaryota, Metazoa, Chordata, Actinopteri, Cyprinodontiformes, Rivulidae. The record is from RefSeq and is a predicted model, not a curated record. Gene Ontology annotation, cellular component: nucleus. The coding region runs from base 478 to 1965 and encodes 495 amino acids.